AAUCCUUCGCAUUCUACUGAAUAUGAGGAUCUGCGCAUGACUGUGAAUCACGAUCACGUGUACAUGAAACAUGGUGAGGUACCAUGGGAAAUUCCUAGAGACGCUAUUCGUCUUGGAAAAACCAUUGCAGAAGGGUCAUUUGGAAAAGUAGUGAAAGCGUCGACAACGAGUAAUCAAUCAGUAAAUGGACACUUAACUGUAGCUGUAAAAAUGUUAAAUAAUGGGCUUACUGAUGAGUAUUAUAGUUCACUAUUGAGGGAGUUGGAGUUGCUUAAAUCAAUAACAUCACAUAAACAAGUUGUGACGUUGAUUGGAUGUUGUACACACGAUGGUCCUAUAUUCAUUGUCCUGGAAUAUUUGGUUUUUGGUAACCUCCAAACUUAUCUUCGUGAACGAAAAACAAAUAUAGAAAAUACAUAUGCCAAUCUGGGAGAACGUGUGCCCACAUUAUCUCAACAUAAUUGUGUUGGUUUUUCACAUCAGAUAUCUCUAGCAAUGGAAUUCAUUGAAGAAAAAGGUUGUGUUCACCGGGAUUUGGCUGCUCGCAAUGUAUUAUUGAAUGACAAGCUAGUAUGCAAAUUAUCUGGAUUUGGAUUGGCAACUGAUGUCCUGGAUCAACGUGAAUAUGAGAGAAGGACUCAGGGACGUUUACCCGUACGUUGGAUGGCACCAGAGUCUAUAUUAGACGGCGUGUAUACAAGCAAGAGCGAUGUUUGGUCAUACGGUAUCGUUUUAUGGGAGAUAGCAACACUAG
Saccoglossus kowalevskii is the source of this 754-nucleotide messenger RNA. Its product is annotated as fibroblast growth factor receptor 1-like. The record is from RefSeq and is a predicted model, not a curated record. Lineage: Eukaryota; Metazoa; Hemichordata; Enteropneusta; Harrimaniidae.